AUGGGAACACCAAGCAACGACCCAUCGACCCACCUGCAAAACGAACAAGACAUUAGCACAGCACAGCCAACAGCGAAUUCAUGUUGGGAGAAGGCAACACGGAUUCCAAUGCAACACCAAAAAUCUCCCCAACUAGGCGAAUGGAGCUAUGCCCAAAAGAAAUUCAGACGGCCAAACAAUCCCGUGAAGAGACAUCAUCAGGCCAUUCCCCCAACUUGCUGCCCUUGGAAACGACAAGCCAACCUGGAAGUGGACGAAAAACGGCAAAUUUAG
Messenger RNA from Oldenlandia corymbosa var. corymbosa, 273 nucleotides. The record is from the annotation of a GenBank genome assembly. NCBI's taxonomy places the organism in Eukaryota, Viridiplantae, Streptophyta, Magnoliopsida, Gentianales, Rubiaceae.